Molecule: messenger RNA, 2342 nt
Organism: Pipistrellus kuhlii (Kuhl's pipistrelle)
Lineage: Eukaryota; Metazoa; Chordata; Mammalia; Chiroptera; Vespertilionidae
Product: C-type lectin domain family 4 member C-like
Exons: 5
Coding region: 1462-1959 (165 amino acids)
Source: RefSeq, a predicted model, not a curated record
UUGCUUUGACUCUAUUAGUAUAUGAUUUUAUAUUCGAUCAAUACUAGUUACUGUCUUCUUUAUUUCUACUGGUUGCAAUACUUUUUAAGUAGACUCAAAUAUCCUAAAUCUAUUUGUAUAUCUAACCUGAAUCUAUUCAGAGUUUGUCUUUUGUUACAAUUUACCAUUCUUCCUAUGAAUAUUUGUCUUAUUUUAUAUUUUGAUGUAUUGGUCUUUUCUGAUUUUGCUACUACCAUGCAGCAGUUUGCCAGCAGCAAUCUAGAAAUAUAUAUGGCACAGAGGAAUGGAAAAAAGCAAAGAAAAUGGGGCACAGGAUUGCAAAUGGUCAAGAUGAUUACAUGAUUAGGAGAGACUGUAUUGGAGAUGAGUAAGGAAUCGGAAGUCUUUAACUUCCCUUUUCUAUAUAUAGCUAAGGAGAGUGUUUUCUUUUCCUGGACCACCAAGUGAUCCAAUCGUGGGUUGUUUUUCUUUGUUUCUAAAGAAAACUAAAAACAGAUGAUGAUGUUAACAAUCACUGUUCUACUCCUCUUAUGAUUUGUUGCCUCUCAAAUCAAUUUUCCAAGUUUUCAUUCCUAUUCUCAAUGUCAUUUUAUCAUUAUCUGUAGAACUUUUCUAUCACUUAAACCAAGUUGAGUGGAAACCAUGUUGGGUUCAAUAUUCCUAUAUUCAUAGCAGAUAUUUUGUGUUCAAGACUGCUCAUGUGAGAAUGUUUGUGAUGUUAGUAGGAAGAAGGGUCUACAUUUCAGAUUAACAACAAGGAAUUCAGGAAGCCUGCCUUUGAUAUUAUAUAACUUCUAAUUGCAUCUAAUCCAGCAGAUUAUAAAUAUCACUAACUUCUGCCUAAUAUUGGUCUUGAUGUAAUAAAAAUAUUUGUCAAUGCAACUAGAUUCCAGAAUCUCCCAUUUUGCUACAAUGUUCCUAUAAAAUUUCCAUAGGCCUUUUUGUAAUUUACCAUAUUUAAUGAUGAUCAAACCAUAUCCAUUUAAUUAGACUAGACUUUUGCUCAUUUCCUAAGAUACUGUGCAAAAUGUAAAGGUUGGUUAGGGAGCACUUAAUUUAAUUAAGGCCUGUAAGUAAUUGCUGUUAGGGCAUAUGAAAUUUUUCCUUUCCCAUGUCAGAAUGCAUAAGAAUUAGGGAAAGACAUUUCAUACUAGUAACAGAACAAAUGAUUUGAAUAUUCUUGUCUAAAUUUUCAUAAGUAGUUUUGGGUAUGUUUCUCAAUUUCCUCUUUUAUUCAUCCCAGUAUUGAAAAAAAUACCAGAAUCUUUAAUCCAAACCACAACUUCUUCUUUUCAAGACCCUUUAUUUUGAAAAUCUCUUAGCCUCAUCUGAGUGUUUAACUGCUUGUUUCUGUGCUCUGACCUAUUUGAAUGAAGGCAAGUCUUCGGAUAACACCUUCUGUAAGAGAGAUCCAAGAGGCUCCAGGAGCUUUUGAACACAGGGAGUCCUCUGACUCACACAAUGGUGCAAGAAGGGCAACCUCAAAAUAGAGAAAACGGAAUAUGGUGGUUUCAAGUGAGGGCCUGGUCUGUUGCUGUGAUUUCCAUAGCAUUCCUCAGUGCUUGCUUUACUGUGAGCCGUGUGGUGAAUUUUCAUUUUAUACAUGGCAAAAGUGACAAAAGGCUGUCUGAACUACGCACAUACAAUUCAGGUUUAAGCUGCUUUAGUGAAGGAACGAGCAUGACAGAGAAAGAUUGGAGCUGCUGCCCAAAGAAGUGGGAGCCAUUUAGUUUGAACUGCUACUUUAUUUCUACUGACACCAGAAACUGGACAGAGAGUAAAAACAACUGCGCAGCAAUGAAGUCUCACCUGCUGGUGAUCCACACCAAAGAAGAGCAGGAUUUUAUCAUUGGGAAACUGGAUAGAAAGAGCGCUUAUUAUGUGGGGCUGUCAGACCCAGAGGGGAACAGAGCAUGGCAAUGGGUUGAUCAGACACCAUACAAUGCAAGUGCCGCAUGAGUAUAGAAUUUGAUAAAGGAAUCCUGACUUUUGAUCAUCAGGCAUUUUCCAGUGUCCAAAGUAUUGAUAUUAAAAUAAAAAUAGCUCAGGCUUCUUAUAACUCUUGGCACUAAGUUAAAUAAUUUUAUUUAUUAUCUCAUGAAUCAUCACAAGAACCCUAUGGAGCACAGAUUAUUAUGUUUUAUUGUAGAGCUGAGGAGCUGAGUUUAGAGAGUUUAGAUAACUCAGCAUAUGUUAUCUGGCAUUGGUGCAAUGGUCCUUAAACCCAGGUCUAUUUGACACCAAGGUUUGUAUGUUUUAUUUUUAAAUCCCUCUUCCCUACUUAAAUAUGUUUCCAUUGAUUUCUGAGAGAGGAAGGGCAAGGGAGAGAGGGACAGAAACCU